This is a messenger RNA of Gracilinanus agilis (Agile Gracile Mouse Opossum), 615 nucleotides long. Its product is annotated as glycine-rich protein DOT1-like. NCBI's taxonomy places the organism in Eukaryota, Metazoa, Chordata, Mammalia, Didelphimorphia, Didelphidae. The record is from RefSeq and is a predicted model, not a curated record. The transcript has a single exon. Bases 1 to 615 code for a protein of 204 amino acids.
AUGGACUGGGGCUGGACUGGGCCGGGGCGAGGGCGGGGCGAGAGCUGGGAGGGGCCAGAAGGGAGCGAGGCCCAGCCAGGGCGGAUCAGGGGCGGGCCCCGGCCCGAGAGGCUGCGAGUAGGCCAGGACUACGGAGGGGCGGGAGCUAGGACGAGAGGGGGCGGGGACGCAGAGGGGCGGCUCCGGGGCGAUUGGCCCCGAAGGCAGAUCGAGUACUGGCGGGGCGGAGGGCGAGGAGACAGAGGCGGGGUUAGAGCGGGUUGGGGCGGGAGUGAGGGCGGGGACGAGGCUGGAGUGAGCGAUGAGGGAGAAGGGGUGAAGCCAUGCUGGAGCCGAGCGGGACGAGGACUGGGAUGGAGGCGGGGUCAGAACACAGAGCGGGGUCCCGAGGCGAGACGGAGCAGAAUGGGCGGGGCUAGAGCGGAGCUAGAGCGGAUGGGGGCGGGGAUAGAAGUGACCAAGGCAGGCCUGAGCUUAAGAGGCGGGGCCAUGAGAGAGUUUGGCCGCGGGAGUCGUGGUCCGGGUGGGCGACAGGGCAGGAGGGGUGGAGCCAUGUGGGACGAGGGCUGGGCUGGAGACGGGGCCAGAACCCAGGGCGGGGGGCGGGCCGAGUAA